Messenger RNA from Hypoxylon fragiforme, 1910 nucleotides. RefSeq lists its product as uncharacterized. NCBI's taxonomy places the organism in Eukaryota, Fungi, Ascomycota, Sordariomycetes, Xylariales, Hypoxylaceae. The record is from RefSeq and is a predicted model, not a curated record. The transcript has 2 exons. The coding region runs from base 252 to 1553 and encodes 433 amino acids.
UACUACGCCGUACAUAGUACCUAGCUCUGGGGAAAAUAAGAAUAAAGUUAUUUGAAUAAGCCACGCUAUAUUGAAUCUUAAACUAUAUUAUUAACCUCUUAUUAACCUCAAACCCUAACUCUCUCUUCUCCAACUUAGAAAAGGGGUUCAGAAGGCUUGGGGUUUCUGGGGGAAACACUCUCUCUCCAUUUCAUACAGCACGGACAAGCACGGUAUCCGCAGAAAAGAAAACGGCAUAAAUAACUGGCAAUAUGGGCUCGCUCUACGAGAAAAGCGACGAUUACGUGCUCCCCGAGGCAACGGCCCCUUCACUUGUCCUCGCGCAUCCUACCGAUGAUGAGAAGCGUCAAACCUGGACCUUGAAUCACAAGGAAUGGGGUGGUGGCCUGAGCUUGCAGGAAUACCUCGACCGUGAGAAUUUCCUGACGACGAUUCCCUUAUCCGGCCACGGUGGCAUGUCAUACUGGGUCUUGACAGAUUCCUCAUGGGUACCUGCGAACGAGAAGGAAACCCGACCCGUUCUUGCAUCCUGCGAGUCAAUCCGCAAGCGCGUCUUAGUCGCGUCUCCAGGCGAUACCGAGGCGCGUAGCGGCAUAGGUCAUGGCGUCGGCUCCGUCUUCACCUACCCAAAGCACCGAGGCUACCGUUACGCGGGCCGCAUGCUAAACGAGCUCGGGCCAGUUCUUCGAUCAUGGCAAAGCAAGGAGCCAGACAACCGAGACGUCGUGUGCUCAGCGCUGUGGUCGGACAUUGGUAAGACUUACUACGCCAAGAAGGGGUGGGCCGCCUUUCCAAGCUCACACGUCGAAUUCCCUAUCCCACCAGCCGACCAAAUGCGAGGGGGUGGAGAAGCCGACGAAAAAAUAACACCAAUCACAUACGAUAACCUGGAACAGCUAUGCAAAGACGAUGAAAAACUCGUAUGUGCGCAAGUAGUGCGCACGGCACGCAAGACGGGUCGGACGACCAUCGCCUUCGCGCCAGACCACGACACCCUGCGGUGGCAUCUGUAUAGGGACGAAUUCAUCGCUUCCAGGCUCCUUAAAAAAUCGCCUGCGCCGACACCGGACGGGAAGCUAAUCCCCACGAUCAAGGGCGCCAUCGCCGGGACCAAAAACGGCCGGCGCGUCUGGGCCCUCUGGUCCCGGAACUACUCCGGCGCCAGCGGCGCCCCCGCCGACACCGUCGACAAGAACACGCUGUACAUCCUCCGCCUCGUCAUCGAGCCCGAAGCAACCGGAUCCGACAGCGAUGACGCCGAGAAAAUCUCCCACGAAGACGAUAUCCUCGCCGCCUUCACGGCCGUCAUGCACACGGCGCAGCGCGAGGCCGCCGCCUGGCACCUCGGCAAGAUCGACCUGUGGAACCCGUCGCCCGCGGUCGCGAAGCUGAUCGAAAGCUGCGGGCUCACGCACCGCUGGGUCCAUAGGGAUGUUGACAGCAUCCCGAGCAUGAUGUGGUAUGGUGGUGGUGGUGGUGGUGGUGAUAAGGAGAAGAAGGAGGAUGGUCAGGAUAUUGAGUGGGUCGCUAAUGAGAAGUAUUGCUGGUGCUGAGCGGAGCAAAGUACUUUGAGUGACCUGGUUACCUAUAUCGUUAUACGCGAGAAGGGGAGAGGGAGAAAAGAAGGGGGGGGAGCAUUGGAUGUUUACCGUAUAGCGAUCAUUGUUGUAUACCUAUAUACCUGAUACCUACCUACCUACCUACCUACUCAGUCUGUUUGCAUUAUCCCCAGGCCUACAUUGCGUUGCUCGAGUUGGCACACGGGAAGAUAGGUGGGGUAGGUAAGCAAGCAACAACUGGCUGACUGGCUGUUUGCCCUCGUCUUCUGACGUACCUAGGUAACCUCGCACCUAUAAUCUAGGCGCUCACCCUAGGUAGGUAGGUAGUUUAGAUAGCUCCACAGAAAGAAC